UCUCAAAAAAUUAAAGAAAAGAAUCAUCUCUAUUAACAAUUUCUUCUUGCUUAUAAUGUGCCUGUUCUUGCAAGAAAAGUAUAUCCACAUAUGAACAGCAUUUAUCAAAUCUAUCACCUCCAUUUCAUUUACACAUCAAAAUCUACUUGCAAGAAAUGGAUCAAAGAGAAGAUCAGUUUCAAACCAAAGGCAUUUGCAGCAGGCUUUACAACUUCAUGACAAAAACCCUAGCAAUAUAUGCCCUAAAGAGUGUCAAAUUAGGCCAUCCUUUGCAUAAAAAUUUCGCCAGAGCACGGACGAGGCCUCCCUGCAACAGUGAUCUAAUGGUGCAACCUGUGACUCAAGAAGAAACACCAUUUGAAGGUGUAGAGCAAACCCUCAAUAUAAAGAAUUCAGACCCCUUUUUUCCAAAUAGCUCUUCUAUAAAUGGUCUCAAGCAAGAAGGCAAGGAGCUUCAAGAAGUUCAAGAAAAUAACAGCAACUUCAAUGGAGAGAAAAUUGAGGCAAAAGUUCCAAAGAAAGUUGUUAGCAUAAAUGACAGGGUAGAGGAGAUAGAUACAAGUAAGAAGAGGAUAAGAAGGAAGAAGUCAAAGGAAAAUUUGACUUCAUUUGAGCAAGAAGAAGAAGAGCCUAAACCCUUGAAGUCAAUUCUCAAGGUGGGUUCUUUUUCAGGUGAAAAAUCAAAUUCUUUUGUUAAUCGUACCAGCGAUGAAUGAAGGGCAGCGGGAUGUUCACUUCUUUACGUAAAAUUCAAUAAUAAUAAUAAGGAUUAAUUAUUAUUUAAUCCGUCUAAUUUGUUUAGUCCCUAUAUUUUUAGAAAUAUAUUAAUAUGUCUUCGUAGUUUGUACU
Jatropha curcas is the source of this 849-nucleotide messenger RNA. RefSeq lists its product as uncharacterized. The record is from RefSeq and is a predicted model, not a curated record. NCBI's taxonomy places the organism in Eukaryota, Viridiplantae, Streptophyta, Magnoliopsida, Malpighiales, Euphorbiaceae.